This is a messenger RNA of Mercenaria mercenaria, 2401 nucleotides long. RefSeq names its product cholecystokinin receptor type A-like. Gene Ontology annotation, molecular function: neuropeptide receptor activity. Gene Ontology annotation, biological process: neuropeptide signaling pathway. The transcript has a single exon. NCBI's taxonomy places the organism in Eukaryota, Metazoa, Mollusca, Bivalvia, Venerida, Veneridae. Bases 218 to 1438 code for a protein of 406 amino acids. The record is from RefSeq and is a predicted model, not a curated record. Gene Ontology annotation, cellular component: membrane.
UAUAUUUCAAUGACAUUUUGAUAUAUGCACAAAUAGUCGUAAAACCUAGCUGCUCGUCCUUGUAUAAUAUCAGAGGGCUUUUGAUCGGAGGUGGAUUACAUUACUCAUCACGAGUCAUUUUGCUGGAGUAAAGCAGAGAGUCUUAUUCUAUAAUAAGAAUAAGCGUGGCAGAUCUCAGUUCGAUAAAAAUAGAAAAUAGUGUACAUACAUUCUAAACAUGGAUAAGGAACAACUAAAUACAUCCGGUAUGAGAGAAGAGCUGAACAAAAACAUGACGCAUGCUGUACUUCCGGUGACUAUUUUCAUUGGGGUGGAACAAUUUUUCGGAUUCUUUGGAAACAUUUUAAUUCUGAUAGUGUAUUCCUUUCGGUAUAAGCGUACUAAUUUUCGUUACUUCGUGUUAUCAAUGGCUGCUUUGGACUUCGUAAGUUGCUGUACAACACUUCCUGGAGAAAUAUUUUCACAGUUAAACUGGUAUGAUUACAAAUACGGAUGGAUUUGUAAAGUUAAAUCUUACUUCAAUGUUUUCACUGCAUGGGGCUCAGCGUCCAUUCUGCUCGUGUUAGCAAUUGACAGAUACCGGAAAAUAUGUCGACCUCUCAAGUGGCAAAUUCAGCCUGCCCAUGCUUUGAAAUUAAGUUGUGGUGUAUUAAUCUUGUCCUUAUUUGUGUCUGUUCCUGUCCUUUUCUUUUGGGGCAUACAGGAAUACAUUCACGAAUACAAUGGAUGGAAAGUUACCGUCUCUGUUUGCGAAACAUCUGGUAAAUACGCAGAAACUAUUUAUCCACUUGUUUACAUUGGAAGCGUCUAUUUUCUUCCGGUAGGUUCUAUGAUAUUUGUCGCCGGGACGUUGAACUUUUUGACAGCGCGUAAAUUUUUCGGUCGCAAGUUGAUAGAAGCACAAACGGUAAAGAAAUACUCAAUGUCUUCAACAGCUUCAACAACAGUAACUUCAUUUAAUUCGACGUCGGAUAUACAUGAACAAACAGAUGAUUCGUCUGCAGAACCCUGCAGUACAACAGUACAGACUAACAUAGAAUCGUCUGAUGAUACAGAUGCAAAACAUAACAACUCUGACCAUUUAAAGGGAAUCCAUCCAGAAAACACCAGACUUAAACAUGUUAUACAGUCAGGAUCGUACAGGAAGCGGAAAACAAUUAUAAUGUUGGUGCUGACGUCAGUUUUCGUAGUUACUAUGGUGGUUUAUGUAAUUCUCAUAAGUCUGGUGGCACAGCCUCCCAGUAUUCUAAAUGAAAUGUCAAAUUCAACGAAAGUAGUAUUUUUCUUUUUCCUGCGUUUAUAUUUUAUCAACUGUGUUGUAAAUCCGAUCUUAUACGGAUUUAUGGACCCAAGAUUUCGUUCCGGACUUUUGUCAUACGUACAUAAAAAGCAAAAAGACAUGUGGGUCAAGCCGAACGUGUCCAAACGGUCACACUGAAACAUUGUUACUUAUACCUGUUUUGAACGACGAGGAAGGUUUGAAAUCUCGUGCAUUUAUAUAGUUAUUCUACAACAUGAAACAUUUAACUUGUAGCUUCUAUAUUCAGAGAAGCAUCUGAGAAUGUGUUGAUGACAUGCGUUACUAUUUGUUCAUAUAGCCAUGGAAAGGAUUAUACCAACUUCAACGGUUUUUUUCCUUACUUUUGUAAAUACUAUAAUUUUAAUUUAUAUAUUUUACGACCAUUCAUUAAAAUUCCCAUAAAUCAAAUACUGAGAAAGUUCACACAUUAUUCUGUCUAUCUAUUUCCGUUAUGAAAACUGCAAAAAUGUAUACAAGCACAAAAAAAACGAAUAAAUUAGUUCUUUAUUCAUAUGGAGUCGAUGUUACACUAAAGGAGGGUUGCUAUUAUCUAAAACAUGUUUAAAACUACUUUGUUAUUAGCUGUGUAAAAUGACAUGGUUUUGAAUUCCAUUAUUUGAUGACGAUAGAAUUCGAUACAUUGAUAGAUAUACAAGAACAAGACCAAGUAUGUUCAAAUUUAUUUUAAUAACUUAAUCACAUCAAGCAAUUUUAAACUACUGAAAAAACUAAGUAUAUUUUGUAAAAGGAUUAUGAACCAUUUUAGAUCAUAACUCGCAUCAUCAGAAUUAGUCAUUUACUAAAUACAAGUUUGUGUUGGUUGUUAAUAUUCAAAGAAUUUCUCUUUGUCUUUGCACAUCUCAACUAUUUUAGUAUGGCCUGUAGCAGGUCUAAUCAAUUAUUGAUUUCGUGGUACUAAUAUGCUCCAGAUCUGACAAAUGUUUAUAUAUGUAUAUGUUAUAUAAAAACAAUUGUGUAUGUACAUAUAUAUUGCUGAUCCUGCCCACGCAUUGUGGGACUCAUGUCAAUUUAUAAACGAAUUGAAUCCUUCGUAUGUCCUGGGAAUGAGUCUAUAAAAGUAAAGCCUGGAUAUUAUAUCAU